Molecule: messenger RNA, 5440 nt
Organism: Meleagris gallopavo (turkey)
Lineage: Eukaryota; Metazoa; Chordata; Aves; Galliformes; Phasianidae
Source: RefSeq, a predicted model, not a curated record
AAUUAUUUAUGAUUUCCUUUACUCAAAAUCUCACGAGGAAUGGAAAACACUCCGAGGUGGGGCUGGGCACGAGCAGGGGUCAGAUCCUCCAUCAGGCUGUGAUGCUUCCCUCCAUCAGCCCACGUUCUCAGGCACGUUAGAGAGACUGGCUGUUUCUGACCAAGGCCAGCACUGUGUCUCCAGCAGCCCUCACUCCAUCUACCCCCCUGGAAAUGGAGGAGGGCAGAGCUGUGAGCUUUUUCUAGCGGCGGUAGUUAACAGUUGGCUGGGUCUUAAAGCAGGAUGGUUUAAAUUAUUUUUGGGACAGGUUGAAUACAAUAGAAAACCAACAUCCAUAGAAGCACCUGCCAAGCCUAACUCUAAAUAUAAAUCAUCUGCAGUGCCAGACCAUCCGAAGCUAGUCCUGCUCCACUUGAAUUAUUGCUUUCUGUUGCUGCGUGAGCGCCUUGCACACAUCCAGCCUUGUCACAGCACGUCCUCCUUCUCUUACUUCAGCAGAGCACAACUCCUCUAAGGUGGGCGAGCUGACAAAACCUGCUCAGUCUCACUUCUCAGCUGGUGUCACUUCAUGACAUUUUCUACUUUCUGAGGCCACCACUCUCCAGAAGUUCUAUUUGUGGAUGGCAUUAUACUGGCUGGAAGUUUGACGUGGAUGCAGUGACCUGGGAAUGCUUCCUGGGGGCAAUACUGACUGCCAGCACUGAUGCAGGUGGCCACUGGGCUGAGCAACCCCCACGUGUUUCAUUUCUGCUGUGGGCAGCUCUCUUCUGGGGGUAGGACAGGCAGUGAGGUGAUUAGCAGCAUCCUUAGCAUUGCCGUGCAUGGGCAAAUGAGCCCUAAGGACAUAACAAGGCAUGUGAACCUGUGAUAAAAUGCAGAGGGUUACAGAUAACCUUCAACAGCUCCUCCCUGUUUGUCUCUGUGCGUUCCCUGUGUUGGGGGGAGGAUCAGGCACUGUUGAUUCAUGUGCUGUAAUCUGAUGAGAACCACCUGAGAGGUCUCCCCACCAGCUCAGAGUCAAACCCAGCUGCCUCUCUUUGCUAAACCAAAGAUCUGCAAAGAUCUUUUGGGGUUGGAUGCCAUUCCCUGAGCAGUGGCUGCCUGAGAGACCCAUGGAGAUUCCUGGUGUGAUGGCUGGAAGUCCAGGGAUCUGAGCAUGAACAACAUCAGCCAGCUGCAGCCCAGCGCCUUCCACCGCCUGCAAUUCCUGGAGGAGCUACGCCUCUCUGGAAACCAGAUCUCCAGUAUCCCAGGGGAAGCUUUCUCUGGCCUCUACAGCCUGAAGAUUCUGAUGCUGCAGAACAAUCAGCUGAGCCGCAUCCCUGCAGAGGCACUGAGAGAUCUUCCAAACCUCCAAUCUCUACGCCUGGAUGCCAACCUCAUCUCCGUGGUGCCCGAGGAGAGCUUUGAGGGGCUGCAGUCCCUGCGGCACCUCUGGCUGGACGACAACGCGCUGACGGAGAUCCCGGUCCGGGCUCUGAACCGCCUCCCGGCUCUGCAGGCCAUGACGCUGGCGCUCAACCAGAUCUGGCACAUCCCCGAUUUCGCCUUCCAGAACCUCAGCAGCCUCGUGGUGCUGCACCUUCACAACAACCGCAUCCAGCGCCUGGGGGCGAAUGGCUUUGAUGGGCUGCACAACCUGGAGACGCUGGAUCUCAAUUACAACGAGCUGCUGGAAUUCCCAGGGGCCAUUCGGACGCUGGGCCGACUGCAGGAGCUUGGUUUUCAUAACAACAACAUCAAAGCCAUCCCAGAGAAUGCAUUUGUUGGGAAUCCCCUUCUCCAAACAAUCCAUUUUUAUGACAACCCCAUCCAGUUUGUUGGACAGUCUGCCUUCCAGUACUUGCCAAAGCUACACACUCUGUCUCUCAACGGUGCAACGGACAUCAGAGAAUUCCCAGACCUAAAAGGCACCACCAGCCUAGAAGUUUUGACGUUGACCCACGCAGGCAUCCACCUCCUCCCCAGAGCCGUGUGCCAGCAGCUGCCCAGCCUGCGCGUCCUAGAGCUGUCACACAACAAAAUCGAAGACCUGCCCAGCUUCCACCGGUGCCAGCGGCUGGAGGAGCUUGGUCUCCAGCACAACAGAAUCCACGAAAUCAGAGCGGACACCUUUGUGCAGCUGACAGCCCUGCGCUCCAUAGACCUGAGCUGCAAUGACAUCCAUUUCAUUCACCCCGACGCCUUCGUGACGCUGCGCUCGCUCACCAAGCUGGAUCUGUCAGACAACCGGCUGGCAGUGCUGCCGCUGGGUGGAUUGGGCAGCCUGACCCACCUGAAGCUGCAGGGCAACCCAGCACUCUCUGAGCCCUUUGCCGAGGACAGCUUUCCCAAACUAAGAGUCCUCGAGGUACCUUACGCCUACCAGUGCUGCGCCUAUGGAAGCUGCAGUGGGUUCUUCAGAGCAUCCAACCAGUGGGAGGCAGAAGGCGAGAGCCCUGAGGAUGAAGAUCCCCACAGGAGGGCCCUGGAGCUCUUCCCAGGUCACACAGACAACCACUAUGACCUCGAGGCAGAUGAGCUCCAGCUGGACCUUGAGGACUCAAAGCUGCACCCCUCUAUCCAGUGCACGCCCAGCCCCGGCCCCUUCAAGCCUUGCGACCACUUGUUUGAGAGCUGGAUCAUUCGCCUGGGCGUCUGGGUCAUCGUUCUGGUCUCGGUGCUCUGCAACGGGCUGGUGGUCCUGGCCGUCUUCGCCUCUCCCAGCUACCUCUCUCCAGUUAAGUUUGUCAUCGGCUCCAUAGCCGGAGCCAACACGCUGAGCGGCGUUUCCUGCAGCAUGCUGGCCCUCGUUGACGCCCUGACCUACGGCCACUUCGCACAGUUCGGCGCCAGGUGGGAGAGUGGCACGGGCUGCAGGGUGACCGGCUUCCUGGCCAUGUUCUCCUCCGAAGCCGCCAUCUUCCUGCUGACAUUGGCUGCAGUGCAGUGCAGCGUUUCGGUCUCCUGCGCGCGGGGCUGCAGGAAGGCACCCUCCCUUGGCAAGGUGAAGGCCGCAGCGCUCGGCUGCCUCUUGCUGUCCUCCGUGGCCGCAGUUCUGCCUCUCUUCUCCAUCGGGGAGUACGGAGCAUCCCCGCUGUGCCUCCCGUACCCCAUCCCGGGUGGGAAACCCGCCACCCUGGGCUUCACCGUGGCCUUGGCGAUGACGAACGUGCUCUGCUUCCUGGUGGUCACAGGCACCUACAUCCGACUGUACUGCAGCCUGCUGAAGGGCGAGUGCGGCGCUGUCUGGGACUGCGCCAUGGUCAAGCACGUGGCCUGGCUGAUCUUCACCAACUGCCUCCUUUACUGCCCGGUGGCCUUCCUCACCUUCUCUUCCACGCUCAACCUCUUCCUCAUCACCCCGGAGGUCAUCAAAUCCGUCCUCCUGGUGGUCCUGCCCCUGCCCGCCUGCCUGAACCCCGUGCUCUACCUGCUCUUCAACCCCCACUGCAGGGAUGACCUCCGCCUGCUGCGGCAGAAGGGCCGGGACAGGGGCGGCUGCCCCCAACCCUGCGGGCUCGACGACACGGAGAAAAGCUCCUACGACUCCACGCAGGCUCUGGUCAGCUUCUCUGACAUCGACCACAUAUUCGAGACGCCCGAUUCCCUGGGAGCACAUCCCAUCCUCGACAGCUACCGCUUCCCCCCCACGACGCUCGUGCCCUGCCAGCAAAGGAUGGGCGCCGGGGGGAGGGAGCGGGGCUGCUCCGAGCUCUGCCCCUGCCUCAGUGACAGCGCGGUACUGACGGCUCCAGAGAGCGGGGAGCCGACCGCCCGCAGCCCCCGGGCCGCCUCCGGCCCCCCCCCCGCCCUACAUCUCUCACGUAUAGAGCUCGGAGCAGCCGUGCCCACAGCGCGGAGAGCCGGCCCCGGCUGGGCGGCCAGCAAGGUGCCAGCGGGCUGCUCCACCUCCAGCACCAGCACGACCCGUCUACCCCCACCCCCCCACAUCCGCUGCCCGUUGCCGAGGUCUUGGAAGGGGCUCCGACAGCUCCAGGCGCUCCGGGCUGCCACGGGAGGGGACCGCGUUUCCCUGCUAGGGGCUGUGUGGGAGGGAGCCCACCGGCUCAGGGAGACCCUCCUCCUCAUCGGCAGCAAAACCCAGCCCUAAGGACAGCUUAGUACACACAAGGCAGUGCUCUGCAGCAGAGACACGUGGAAGCAGCCAGCUGCAACGACGCGGUCACCCAUAGGUGGUGGUAAACCCGGGUCCCUGCGGGCCCGCAGAGCUCUGGAAGUGGGCUUGUGUGCCCUUAACACCACCAGCUGCAAAGGCAGAGGAGAUGGGUUAUGAGCAGUGGACUCGUGGGGGCUGCUGAUGUCGAGUGGUUUCUGUGCUGGGAGCCUUGCUGCUGGGCAGUGCCUGCUCCUUCAGCCAACACCCCGGGCUGGAAAUGCUACUGCUCUUUCAACCCAACAAUGGGUCUCUGACCCCCAAAGCAGCCAAAUCCAAACACCUCCCCCAAGAAACCCUCGUGCUUUGCCUGUAGUCACCUGGCCAGGUUGCCUGGGGGCAUAUGGGCCUCCCCACACUCACAGAGCUCUCCACCUUCGCACCUUCGCCCAGAGCUGCCAGAUUCCAUUGGGAAUGGUGGGGAUGGGGUCUGGCUCAUUCCCUGCCCCCAAAUCUCACCCUGUAACAUGCUCUUACUUCAGGAGCACGCUGAAGAAGACCUCCAUAGAAGAGCCCAUGUGGGGGCUGUGCUUGUCCCUCCCUUUGUGAGGACAGCUCAAAUAGGAGGGAACAGAAAUCAGCUUUGUGGGAUGGCAAUGUCAGGAGGACGCAGACCACUGUGAAUGGUCCUGAAUUGUCUCCCCACAGCUCAGGGAUCUCCCAGAUCCAUUCUCCCCAUCACAACCCACCACCACCUGCCACCCGCGGUCAGCUCUGGGCAAAGCUUUAGUCCUGCCGGUGUUACCACAGCUGUAUCAGCCAUCCAUCCCUGUGAGAUAAUAAAGGAGCCCCGCUGCUGACCAGUGGCUGCUUUCUGAUCUCUUGCCUCGUGCCCUCUUGGUUUGCCCUGCGGCUGCCUGCUGCUUCCCCCCAGGGGAAAAGUCUAAUUGUGUGUGUUGUUGUGUCUUGUUUUUUUUUUUUCUUUUUUUCUUUUUUCCCCUCCUGCAUUUCUUUCCAACGGAAUCAAUCAAUUAAAAUAACUGAAUUGUUUUCCUCUUCCCCCUCCUCCCUUUCUUCACAUUUCGGUAGUUUUUGUUAUGGGAGGAAUUUGAAAGCAAGAGAACAUUGUCCUCUUCUGGACGUUUCCAGAAAUGGCAGCGAGGCAGGAGGGCGCUCAGCUACGGGGGAACUCAACCCCUCUCUCCCUGCCACCGCGCCUCAGCGUCGCCCAACGCCCAUUAAACGUCAAGGGAGAGCUGACCCGGUGCUGAGCCUCUGUAUGUUGGAAGAGGAUGCGUUUGUGCGAGCCCCCUUUGGGAUUUUACACGUGUAGAUGACAGUACU